This is a messenger RNA of Lytechinus pictus (painted urchin), 4581 nucleotides long. RefSeq names its product tartrate-resistant acid phosphatase type 5-like. The transcript has 6 exons. Bases 232 to 1449 code for a protein of 405 amino acids. NCBI's taxonomy places the organism in Eukaryota, Metazoa, Echinodermata, Echinoidea, Temnopleuroida, Toxopneustidae. Gene Ontology annotation, molecular function: ferric iron binding; acid phosphatase activity; ferrous iron binding. The record is from RefSeq and is a predicted model, not a curated record.
AUUCAGCCACCAGGGUUGAAUCGUCUGCUGUCGGUUGCCUCAGUGGUCAUUCCAAGUUAACAUCUCGGCCCAUCAUCAUCUAACAAAUAAACUACUUUUUUUUUAUAGUGAUUGCUUCCAUUAUUCACAACUUACCAACUGAAUGUCAUCAAUAUCAUCAAUUCAAGUGCAAAAUUUGUAAUCAAUAUUCUGAGAGAUUCAUCGGUAUUGCGUUACGUUUUCAUCUUCAUCAUGUAUCUGAAAAACGUCAUCAUGAAUUUAACGUCAUCGUCAACACCUUCCUUCCGACAUCACCAUCAUCAUCGUCGAUCUCAGAGCAAUCUCAGGGCUGUGAUAUUUUCUUGGAUUUUCAGUGGUUGUUUUCUUCUCCGUAUUUGCAAUGGCUGUGUCCCGAGUUUCUCAGUAGAUACAAAUGUGGAGGAGGAGAAGAUAGCAGGGGGAUUGGCGGAGCCAGUGCGAGCCAGCCCGGCUCCCACCGCGGCAGCUCGGGUAAGGUUACCCGUCACCAAGCCUCCUCAGUGGUAUUCUGAUCCAGUUGGUUCCGAAAUUCGUUUCUUGGUCAUGGGUGACAUAGGAGGAAUGGCCGAACAUCCUUAUACCACUGACGAUCAGGUGGAUGUGGCCUGGGCUGCGGGCAAGGUCGCGGAAAACUUCAAAGCCGACUUCAUCGUCGAGCUCGGCGACAAUUUCUACGAACACGGAGUUAAACACGUCCACGAUCCGAGAUUUCGGCAAACGUUUGAAGAUGUUUACACGGCCGAAUCGUUACAGGUUCCUUGGUAUAUCGUCCCCGGUAAUCACGACUGGGAGGGCAACAUCACGGCACAGAUAGAAUACUCCAAAAUAUCACCAAGAUGGCAUUUUCCAAGCUUAUACUACACCAAGGAGUUCCGAAUCCCAGGCAACCCUGACGCCCAGCUAUUCUUGGUGACUAUUGAUACCAUGCUUCUCUGUGGUAUGGGGGCGCCCCCUACGGGCCCUUGGAAUAUCACAGCAGCCGAGGAACAGUGGGGCUGGUUAGAACAUCAACUUAAUGUAACAAAAGAGGCAAGCUAUGUGAUAGUCGCGGGACACUACCCCGUUCGAUCGAUAGGUUCACAUGGCCCAACCCGGUGUCUUGUAGACAGACUGGAACCACUUCUCAAACAGUACAAUGUCUCUGCAUACUUUGCUGGCCAUGAUCAUUGUUUACAGCAUAUCCACGAGCCCGAAUCACCGGUGGAAUAUUUCAUCAGCGGUGCCGGAGCUAAAAUUGACCCUGGUAGGACGCAUCGCUUUUCUGUACCAGCCGAUUGGCAACACUUUCACAUGGGCAACGUACGACGAAAAGGGGGCUUCGCCUACGCGGAGGCGACGGCCGAACGGUUGACGGUCGCAUUCACCGACGCGAAGGACGUAUGGGAUUUACACAAAACUACAAUAUUACCACGGGCAGGGAGGGUCAGAUAAUGAGGUCAUCGUCAUGAUCGUUGACCACGGAUGGCAUGGGACUUGACUUUUUGCACGCCGCCGGGGUAUACGACGUCGAACGAUGUCUGUUAUUAUACGACUUCAAACGCCGACAGGAGGAUAAGUCAAUGAUGUCAGUCUAGAUGUCACGGACUCGAAGACAAGUAAAGUUGAAAUUUGCCACGGUCAUCGUCAUCAACUUCGCCAUAGUCAUCGUCGACAUCAGGAACAGAAAUAACAGCAGCAGUGCCAGAAGCAUCAACAGCAUAUAAUGUUAAACAACUUUAAGACGACCAUGACAACAUGAAGAUAGCGAUGGCGUCGCCUUGAGUGACGCGCGGGUGACGAGGCGCGUGCCCGUCUGGGAUGACCGAUGAACGACUAAGAGUGAUUCAAUCAUGCCUCAGGCACAUCGACGAAUCCGAUUCUAUACCGAUCAAAGCUAUUACCUUAUUUCCAAUGACAUACCAUCGAUCGGUUUGGAGUCGGUUUCAUUGGUGUGACUUGAACCAUUAUACCAAUGACCAAGCCGCCAUUUUCGGUUAAUUACAUUGCGUCCAGUGCCACCUGCGUCGACCUUUGCAUUAUGCAUCAUCAGGCAUUCCACAUUUAUUUCCAAUGUCAUACUAGGUUGGUUUGCAGUCAAUUUCACACUGCAAAAACUCCGGUGUUGAUUUAACACCAGCCCGGAAUCUAUAUAUGUCCACACCAGAUAAGUGUUAAACAACACCAGUUUCGUUUUGGACUAACACCAGAUAGGUGUUUAUACAACACCAAUUAGUAUUAAAACAGCAUCGGUUUGAUUCCAAACUGGUGUUGUUUCAAUACUUCUCUGGUGUGGACAUAUAUAGAUUCCGGGCUGGUGUUAAUUCAACACCGGAGUUUUUGCAGUGCAUUGGUGCGACCAAGGCAUCAACAAAUUAUUACAGAUUGAUAAAAUACAUCGAUUUUAUGACUAGUUAUACAGUAUAAUAAUAUGUUAUGCUAUAUUAGCAUAUUCACCUCUAAAACUUAAAACAAACAGGGAAAAAUAUAUUGAUUGGUAGUCGGCUGUGUGCAACAGAUAGGCCUAUACUAUUUUACAGUUCUCAGAAAUCACUUUGUUCUAGUCAAAUGCGACUAGGAUAUAAUCAAAAUAUGUUUAGAAUAUUGUCAAAAUGCGACAAGGAUAUAGUCAAAAUAUGUCUAUAAUAUUGUCAAAAUGCGACUAGGAUAUAGUCAAAAUACGACUAGAAUAUAGUCAAAAUAUGUCUAGAAUAUUGUCAAAAUGCGACUAGGAUAUAGUAAAAAUGCGACUAGAAUAUAGUCAAAAUAUGUCUAGAAUAUUGUCAAAAUGCGACUAGGAUAUAGUCAAAAUGCGACUAGAAUAUAGACAAAUAUGACUAAGGUGAUGGUUGCACCGAGCCGACUCGGACGUUUUUGUGUUAUGCAAUUUUCAGAUUUUUCCUCUCAGAGUUACAAAGACUCAGAAAAGACUUUGUUCUGUUCAAAUGCGACUAGAGAAUAGUCAAGUAUGACGAAAGCCAUAGUCGCGCCCAAAUUGCCCUUUUCAUAAGUUGUUUCAUUUCAGAGUGAAGAGGAUUUUGUUGUAUAAAAUCCCCGAGUUACGAGGAAUGCAUCCCGUUCGGAGAAAUAAAACACAUUAUAAGCUUGUAAUGCAUAUAGGCACUUUUUUUAUCUGCACUUGUGUAUAUUUUUUCCUUUCUUAUAUUAUGGGGAAAAUAUGUUUAAAGAGGAAGGCUGAAAUACUCAUGUUUUAUGGUCGCAGGCCCGUUAUAAAGUCAGGCCAUUUUUUAAAGUUCACCCGAAGUCAUGCCUGGUCGAGGGGCCCGUUUCAUAAAGACUUACAACAAACGUUGCCUUUGUUGUAGUUUCCAUGGAAAACUUGAUUCUGAUUGGCUGUCGAGCCCUGUUACCAUGGUAACAUGGAAAAGUUGCAACAGUUGUAAGUCCUUUAUGAAACGGACCCCAGGUGAGGUCCUUUAUUCGAGCAUCUGUUUUUCCUCAAUAUAGGGGUACGUUUGGGGAUCGCGCGAUCAGUGGAUGAAACGCAGUGUUUGGAUCCCCUCAAAAAUCCUGGCCCAUUAUGCUACUGAGUCGUCCUAAUUGGAUUUUACAUGACGAUUUUAUUAAUGUAUGGCACAACGAACUGUUGGGAUAUAUUUACCAGGGCACACAGUAACAAAAAAUGAGAUGCAACUUUGCAAAUGCAACGCUGGGAAACAUUUUUUGGGUGACAUUAUUGUGCAUCCUUUCAAAUUGUGGAAUUUUUGCACAAUUUGAAAAAAGAAAAUGGAGUAAAAUAUUUCAUUUUCAUGAAUUCAACCAACUGACAAUCAGUUAAAGUCUCCAACGAAGAAAAUAUGUUGUUAGCGCACAUUUCACGUUUCGCGGUGGCACUUAUUAUUUACCUCAAAAAUUGUACAAACUUGCUCCUUUUCAAAUUUUGCUUGAGAUUGCUGCAAAUGCGUCCUUUGUGUGUAAUGUGUAUACCACGAAAAUAAAAACGCUGAACCCCCCCCCCCCUCUCAUGAGGUUGAGGAAAAUAUUGUAUGGCUUACUGAAGGAUAACGAUGUGAAUGGUGUCUAUAUCUUCAUUUUUUAAUGAUUCAAUCUCGGCAUGAGCCUAUGGAGAUUACAUUCAGGCAUAUUAUAACACAGGUGAAGCAUUUAUAUUGUGAAAUUUAUAAAACAUUACAUUUAAUGUUGAAUUUACAUUGAAGUGUCGGGCGCCUUGAGCAUUCCUUGGGAGUGGAUAUGUGUGCAUUAUAAACUUGGUUAUUAUUAUUAUUAUUAUAGUUUCUUUAUUUUGUUUAAAUUCAAUAGCAAGUACAUUCUUCCCUAUAUCUCUCUUUUUGUCUCUGUCUGUCUGUCUCUCUCUCUCUCUCUCUUCCCCUUAUCUUCAUUGACUCUAACCCAUACUGUAUCAUAACCUUAUAUUUUUUCUAUGAUUUUAUUUAUCUUCAAAUGUAAUCAAAACUUAUCUAAUGUAAGUAAAGUGAUUCGAAUUUCAUACCAUUGUCAACAUCGUAAAGCUAAAUAGCUUGACAAUGUUUUUUUUAAUGGAAAGUUUACCGUCAUUAGUGAUGCUCAAUAAUUUCCUCUAUGACACAUUGUGAAUAAAAUCUCUGU